Eruca vesicaria subsp. sativa (arugula) is the source of this 789-nucleotide messenger RNA. NCBI's taxonomy places the organism in Eukaryota, Viridiplantae, Streptophyta, Magnoliopsida, Brassicales, Brassicaceae. The record is from the annotation of a GenBank genome assembly.
AUGGCGUCUUCAACGCAACACGAACAAGUCCACCACCGCAAGGAAGAUGACGCACUUGACCAAGAAGACCUGAACGAUGAAGCCAAACACGAAGACGAUGAUGACAAGAUCGUGGCCUCAGAGUCAGAGACAAGCGAAGCUGAGAAGAAAGUGGAACAAGAAGUCAAAGAUGCUAAUCAAGAAGACGAAAGCAGAGGAGGUACGAUGGUGCCUUCAUCACCAAGAAGCUUAACUCAAGAACAAGAAGCAAAAGCAAGGGAAGACGAAGCUGGCUUCGCAGCAAUCCUUUUGUCUAUAAGCGAUCACGAAGACGACUCAGAACAAACCUUGACGUUUCUCACCCGAUGGAAAGCUCCGGAGACUCCACCUGAAAAGAUCAUUCCUCGCACCUUAGUUGAGCAAUGCAGCAGACCUAUCCAAAAGCAGCUGACAACAAGCGACGUGAAACAGAGGAAGCUGUGUCUACCGAGGAAGAAGUUUCAGCAGCUUCUUGACGAAUCAGAGGCAAGGCACGGGGUAAAGGAGACUAGGUUUAGGGUUUACGGACCAGACGGGAAGGUUCAUGAGAUUUGGCUCGGUGGGAAGAAGAAGUCGUUUGAUUUGACGACAGGGUGGUGGACGUUCUUGGAAGAGUAUGGGCUCAAGGAGUGGUGUGACUUCGUCACGGUUUGGAUGUUUAGGCACACGGUCACUCAACUGCUUUGCUUAGCUAUUGAUGCCACAAGGUUUGCGUUCAGGAAACAGGUUAGUAAGAGGAUCUCUGAUGCUGCUUUCGAGGAUUCUGACUAG